UUCUCGCCAAAGAAACAAUUAAAAGGUAAAAAUUCUAGAAUGUAAGAGCCAAAAAUGGAACAAAACCUCAAAAAAAUCAUUUUUAUCCUGAUUUGGAUGAGUCACGUGACCUUCAGUGCAUCCAACAACGAACAAAAAUUUUGCCCAAAGCAUUGCCAAUGCGACAUUUUCGCGGAUUUACGAAGAGCCGUUUGCAGUGAUCAAAAUCUCAUCAACACUUUUGCUGGUGUCCCUCGCGAGGUUGAAAUCCUGGAUUUAUCUCGUAAUAAAAUUUCUCUCAUUACGGAUCAUUCGUUCGAGGAAUUUACCAACAUGGUCGAGUUAGAUUUGUCCUUUAAUAUCAUCAGUACGGUCUCUUUUCGUGCCUUUGAGCUAAUGGAUCGCCUGGAAAAGCUGGAUUUGUCGUAUAAUCGCAUCGAACAGCUCGAUAACAGACUUUUAGAGUCAAAUUCCAACCUAAAGGAGCUCAUCUUGAACGGAAAUAAGUUCAUGUCGCUACCAGAUCAGGCUUUAAUUAAAAGUUCCUCCUUGCGAAAAUUAAGUAUGGUCGAUUCAAAGUUGGUCCAUGUGCCUCAUUUGAUGUUUCAUGCCUUGCCAAAUGUGGAAUUUUUGGAUUUAUCUCAAAAUUUGUUAAAAAAUAUUCAUAUCAAGUCCUUUCAACGCAUGAAAAAAUUGAUUGAAGUGAAUUUGGAGGACAAUCCAUGGAAUUGCGACGAGGAAAUUUUCAAAGUUUUGAAGUGGUUUCAAAAGCGCGGCGUGAAAAUCAAGAGAAAUCAGUGUUAUAAGCCAAAAAAUGGUCAUGCGGUGUUCGAUAAAAUUAUUCAUGCCACAACUCAGGCCCCAAGAGAGGAAAUUCCGUUGGAUAUCGUGUGGAAUAUCACCAAAUCCGUAUUUUUUCCUUCAUCUACUGAACCAACAACGCCAGCAAACCCUUAUAAAGUGCUUUCAAGUAAAUGUUCGGGAGAUGCGGAAAUUGACGAAAUCGAUUCUGAUUGUUCGUUUGACGUUUGUAGAGCAAAUCUUUCGGAUUUGUACGAAAAUUUCCUCAUUUUAACAACAAAUUAUGAAAAUUGUCAGCAAAAUCACUUGGAAGCUGUUAUCGCCAUGUGUUACGUCGGUUUAUUCUUCGGAGCACUCGGCGGUGGUUUACUUGUCUAUCUCGCUUGUUUCCUGCGUCAUCGAAACAUCAAAGCCUCCUUUACGGAACCCCUCGAACGUCAACGUCUCCGCAAAGCUUAUCAAAACCGUUCGCAAUAUGCACAUGCGCAAACUACUCGUCGACCAAUGUCACCGGAAAAUGUCCCGCAAACGUCGACUGAGUCGGAAAUUCCUCGCCGCAUAGCAUCUCCCAUUUCGCCGAGUCGCGUUCCUUCGUUUCGAAACAGUAGCAGCAGUGAAGAAUCCGCCAUCCCGAAAUCCCUGACGCCGCUUCGGAGUUCGUUGCCGGAACCGGAACACUUGUACCAGAGACGACAUCAGCCACGAAUUCCGCAAGAACAAGAGCUUCCGGCUUUUUUCAAGUAUUUUCGACGAAAUCAGCGCCCACAGAGAUUGUCCAUCGAUGUAAAUUCGCGCAGAAGGAGUCAAAAUAGCAACAACGAGGAUGCGUAUUUUUUGCCAAGUCCAGAGACGGUGCCAUCAGCUCCGCGCAUUUCGAGACUUCAUAGUGUUCCGACAGAUGCGCCGGAAAGCCCGAGUCGACCUUUGAUGACGAAUGCCGUCUCGAGUGGGUCCGUUAUCUACAAUGAGAUCGAUGAAGUGAGUGAAAUUCCGCAGGAUGUGUGUUGCACGAGACAUAUUAGGCAAGAGCUGGAUGCGUUGACGGUGGAUUUGUUGAGGGAUUCUGCGAGAGUUUCUGUUACGCCGCCGCCGCCGUAUAUUGAUUGCAUGUCAGCACACCGACUCAACAACGAUACUCAAAAUCCGUUACACCAAACGAACUGAAGGAACGCCCUUUAGCUUUAAGGACCUUAUUAAAUAUUUACCCUCUAAGACGAAUAUUAUUUAAUAAAAUUGUAAGUUUAUCGUCAUAAUCAUGAAUAAAGUCAUUUCGUGCCGCGAGACCGUGACCCGACGAGAAUUUCUCGAUCGUUCUGUCGCCGUUCCAGAUCGCAUCGCCGCACGUACGAUGAGAACGAAGAAUUUGGCUUAAUAAAAUGUUUACUCGAAACGUCGCUCUUGACGUUAUUGAUGGCACCCAAUUUAAAUAUUAAACGGAUAAAUUACACGUUCCCCGCCUUGCCUCCGUCGCACCGCAAAUAAAAAGUGAAAUUCCCGCGUGCUGAGAAACGAGGAGCGUCUUCUUCACGUUUGCGCAAAUUUGUUGUUUUCU
Culicoides brevitarsis is the source of this 2332-nucleotide messenger RNA. RefSeq lists its product as uncharacterized. Gene Ontology annotation, molecular function: protein binding. NCBI's taxonomy places the organism in Eukaryota, Metazoa, Arthropoda, Insecta, Diptera, Ceratopogonidae. The coding region runs from base 55 to 1944 and encodes 629 amino acids. The record is from RefSeq and is a predicted model, not a curated record. Gene Ontology annotation, cellular component: plasma membrane. The transcript is spliced from 6 exons.